This is a messenger RNA of Plenodomus lingam JN3, 684 nucleotides long. RefSeq lists its product as uncharacterized. The record is from RefSeq and is a predicted model, not a curated record. Lineage: Eukaryota; Fungi; Ascomycota; Dothideomycetes; Pleosporales; Leptosphaeriaceae.
AUGAUGCUCACAAGCGCCUACCACAUGCCCCCAAUGCCAUACUAUUCGGCAUACACGCCCCCGCGACCUUCGCCACUAUCCGAGCGGUCUGUGAAUUCCGCACCGCGCCUUUUCAAUUUCACUAUGGGCUCUCCGAGUGAGAAGAAGCCGAUAAUACCACAGCGCGCGUACAAGGCGAAUCCGGUGAUGCAGACGCGUGACGCAGCGACGAAGAGGCGACGAGACAUGUUCUUCAAGCGUGUACAAAACGGACGCGAAGACAAAAAGUGGGAGGCACGUGGCGAACAGAUUCAACAGCUCGACUUUGCAUCUGAGCGCAAACGCUGGGAAGCUGAGAAAGCGCGUCAAGCACCACCAGAAGAGCAGGAGAUUGAUGAAUUGAUUGAUGAUGCGGCACUCCCGGAAAGCCCACUACCAGAAAGCGCUCCUCAAUAUGAAGCCUGGAUGACAGAGGCGGACUGGGUAGCUGCACAGGAGGAAUAUGAGCUGCAACAACUGGUUGCAUCAAUGGAACAAGAAAACGACGCGUCUUCGCAACACUACGGAAGCGAUGACGACGACUAUGAUUCGAUCUUCAUGCAGUGUGCAGCGAGUGCGAAUGACCAACACCAGUAUCAGCCUCACCAGGCGUACGGCACAUCAAAUGACGUGGACAUGAUGGACAUGGACAUGGCAGACGGUUGA